UAUUCAUACCAUGUCCACAUCAUUAAUAUUCAUUUCUUGAAACGAAAGGAAAGCAAUAGACACAAGAAAUGGCCGAAACUACCCGGUUAGAACGGGAUUUGGUUUCAGCGGCGUUUAGUUUACUCACACUGUUCGGCGGCAUCGGGAAUAUUCUGGUGAUCUUCGUGAUCGUUCGCAGCAGGCGGCUUCGCACGAGGUUGAAUCUGUUCAUCGUGAACAUUGCCGUGAGUGACCUCAUCUUCACCGCGCUGUACGGGCCGGUGUCGGCGGUGUCCGCGGCGCAGUCGGGCGGGCUGAGGGACCACGCUAUUUGCGUGGUGACGGGGAUCGUCGGGCUGCUGAGCUGCUAUGAGUCGGUGCUGUCCGCGGUGCUGAUCGCUGUGAGCCGCUGCGUUCGCAUCACCAGGAGUCACCGAUACGACGUGCUCUUCUCACGUAAAAGGUGCGUGCUGCUUGUGUCAGUCUCCUGGUUGGUGGCCUUCCUCCUCACGAGUCCGCUGCUGGCCGGCUUCGGCAAGCCUGGAUUCAACCCGAUCCUUCUGACCUGCGACUACGACAUCGUGGAAUCCUUCGGCUACAUCGUCAGCAUCAUUCUACCAGUUGCCAUUCUCUGUAACGUUAUCAUUAUCAUUUCCUACAUCCUCAUCUACCGUAAAGUCAAAGCAUCGACAACCCGUGUCCGUGGGAACAGCAACAGGGCGAACGAGAACAAAAUCCCGCCGAUGGUUCUGAGCCAGAUCAAAAACAUGGCAGUGAUAUAUAUCGCGUUCAACAUCUGCGUCACGCCAGAGGUUCUGAUGGAUAUCAUCACAUACGAGACCGGGGACAGCCUGCGAGUGUUGAACUUUGUGACCAGGGUCAUCUUCACGUGUAAUUCGUGCGUGAAUCCUAUUAUUUACACUGCUGGGAACAAGGAAUUCCGGAAAGAGCUCAGGUCGUUGUGGGAGUGCGUGUUUCAGGGGAUUCAGAAACAGGAACAGAACCGCGUGGAAAAAUUCAACAUGAACACGCUGAGUCUGGAACAGGGUACAGGACAGAGGUUUGCUUCGCGCAAUUCCAAUGUAGAGGAAACUCCUCUGUAAACACAGCGUGCAGAUUUGCAACAUUGUUAAUCUCCAAACAGAUCCCAUUCGGUGGCAAGACAGUAUC
Molecule: messenger RNA, 1149 nt
Organism: Branchiostoma belcheri (Belcher's lancelet)
Lineage: Eukaryota; Metazoa; Chordata; Leptocardii; Amphioxiformes; Branchiostomatidae
Product: melatonin receptor type 1A-like
Exons: 2
Coding region: 69-1082 (337 amino acids)
Biological process (GO): G protein-coupled receptor signaling pathway
Cellular component (GO): membrane
Molecular function (GO): G protein-coupled receptor activity
Source: RefSeq, a predicted model, not a curated record